Punica granatum (pomegranate) is the source of this 399-nucleotide messenger RNA. Lineage: Eukaryota; Viridiplantae; Streptophyta; Magnoliopsida; Myrtales; Lythraceae. The record is from RefSeq and is a predicted model, not a curated record.
AUGGCUCAACCUUUCACCAGUCCAUAUCCGCCACCGUCGGCCCCCACGGCAGUCCCUCUUCCACCAGCGGCAUUCCUCACUUCAGAUCAGGUCCUAUCCGCGCCACCGCCUGUUUCUAUGCCGGCCCCGGCUGCAGCCUAUACAGUCCCUCCGCCGACGGUUUUCCCGACCUCAGGUGCACCUGCUCCGAUUCAUUUCCAAACCACGGAGUUCCCACCCUACUCAUCGCUACAACCCCAUGCCAGCCUCUCUUACCCGGCGCCACCCCCCAUAAACACCACCUUCCAUGAACCGAGCACGCCGACCCAUGCGGCCCAGCUCGCCUCACCAACGCACUUCUUCCCCGAGGCUGACGCCGAACAAGAACGCAGACUGAAGCGAAUGGAAGAGACAAUAUGA